Molecule: messenger RNA, 9002 nt
Organism: Tachysurus fulvidraco (yellow catfish)
Lineage: Eukaryota; Metazoa; Chordata; Actinopteri; Siluriformes; Bagridae
Gene: gpr158a
Product: G protein-coupled receptor 158a
Exons: 12
Coding region: 417-4421 (1334 amino acids)
Biological process (GO): G protein-coupled receptor signaling pathway
Cellular component (GO): membrane
Molecular function (GO): G protein-coupled receptor activity
Source: RefSeq, a predicted model, not a curated record
GGCGUGUGCUGCCGUAUCCAGUGCUUUAAGUGAAGCGCUGCUCGGAGGGCGGAGUGUGUUUCGGAGCCAGAAAACUGAAUUAUUUCUAUAUUUUCAACAGUGCAGAGGAGAAAAAUCCGUUUCGACGCCCGUAUGGAUUGGACCUUUUGAUCGGAAUCCUAGGACAUCUGAUGUAAACCAAGCGGAGAGAGAAUAUUAUUGUAAAUCCCCACACACACACACACACACACACACACACACACACACACACACACACACACACACACACACACACACACACACAGACAAAUGUAACGGUGUGUAAAGGAAACACAACAACAACAACAACACAGGAGUCAGGUGGGAGUAAAGCGUCUACAGGUGAACAGAGGAUGCUGUGAAGGGUGAACAGAGAUCUGUGACCAGGUUUAAAGGACAUGGCGGUGAUCAGACUGUCGCUGCUGCUGCAGGUGGGUUUUGUUGUGGGCGCGCACUGCACGGUUCUGGCACCGAGAAGGGACGAGCAUCAUCAUCAGCAGCUUCAUCAUCCUCAACAUCAGCAUCAACCUCAACAUCAGCAUCAGCAACUGCCGAGGGUCGUGGCUGCGUUUCUGCACACAGGCGACCCGUCAGCGCUCGAGCGCGCCAACUGCACCGGGAGGUACGAGCUGAAUGCGUUGCGGGCCGGUACGCGCGUGCACCAGCACCCAGCCGCCCGCCCUGCGCUGCACGCUCUCAUGCACGCCGCAAGCUUCCUCCGGGCUCUGUUGAGGGAACGGGAACGGGAACGGAACCUCGUGCGCGACCUGGAGUGGUGCCGCGCACUAGUGCGUAGCGUUGUGGAAGGAGACGCCAGGAUCCACCGCGCCGCCGUCGUGUUCGAUGCCGCCUCAUCCUCCUCCUCCUCUUCCUCGGCGGGUCACCAGCCGCGCGUCUUCCUCCAGGCCACGCGCCGCGGCGGAGACAUCGUGCUGCAAGACCUGUCCGCGUCGGCACGCGACUUCUUCCGAAACGAGACCGCAGACACCGAGUGGUAUCACGCGCACAGACGCGAGAUGAGACGCGGGGACGAGGGUCACGUGGUUGAAAGUACACACGUGAAGUGGUCGGCUCCGUUCCUGGAGUGCGAGGCCGGGAGUUUUGUCCCGAGGUGGCUCCUGACCUUGUCCACCGGGUUUCACGGGCUGAAGCCGAACCAGUCUCCUGACUUCAGGGGAGUUGUUCGUUUGGAUAUCAGCCUACAGGAUGUGGAUAUUGAUCAGUGUUCCACCGACGGCUGGUUCGCAGGAACUCACAGAUGCAACCUGACCAGCAUGGAGUGCCUCCCCAUCCCGGGUCAAGGCUUCGUCCUGGACAAAUACAAAUGCCAGUGUAAGAGAGGCUUCUUCCAGCCCAGCAGAGUAGCCAUCAACGGCAUCAAGAGGAAGGCCGUGAGUUCCCGUGACCCUGCGGGCUCUAGCGUGUGUCUGCCCUGUGAGGAGGGAUGUAUAAACUGUAAGGACGAUACACCGUGUGUGGCUCACGGUGAAGGAUAUCUCCGUAUCGCCGUGCUGAUCCUCCAGGCCAUCUGCAUGCUGCUGGACUUCAUCAGCAUGGUGCUGAUUUACCACUUCCGCAGGAACAAGAGCAUCAGGGCUUCAGGACUGGUUCUGCUGGAAGCCAUCUUGUUUGGAGCUCUUCUUCUCUACUUUCCUGGUGUGGUCCUGUUCUUCCAGCCCAGUGUGUUUCGCUGCAUCCUGCUCAGAUGGGUGCGCAUGCUUGGCUUCGCCACCGUGUACGGAACCAUCACGCUUAAAUUAUACAGGGUUCUGAAGGUGUUCCUGUCUCGCACGGCUCAGCGGAUCCCGUACAUGACCAGCUGGAAGGUCCUGUGCCUCUUGUGCAUCAUUCUCCUGAUUGUUCUCUGGUUCCUGGUGGCAUGGACUUUGGCUGUGUGCCAGAACCCAGACUGGCACUUGGCACUGAUCACCGUGGGCUUCACCCCAGAGGGUCUACAGUUCAGUAUGUGCCUGCUGGACCGCUGGGAUUACAUGAUGGCAGUAGCCGAGUUCCUGUUCCUCCUGUGGAGUGUGUAUCUGUGUUACGCUGUGAGGACAGUGCCUUCAGCCUUCCACGAGCCACGCUAUAUGACCUUCGCAGUGCACAACGAGCUCAUCAUCUCAGCUAUAUUCCAUGUGAUCAGAUUUACUUUUGCGUCCGAGCUGCACCCUGAUUGGAUGCUUAUGCUGUUCUUCGCUCACACUCACUUGACAGUGACAGUUACCCUGGGGCUCUUACUCCUCCCAAAGUUUCUGUUUGCGGGGACACACCUGAGGGACGACAUUGCGACCGAGGCCUACGAGGACGAGUUGGACAUGGGACGGUCAGGGUCCUACCUGAACAGCAGCAUCACAUCUGCAUGGAGUGAACACAGUCUAGACCCAGAAGACAUACGGACACCAGACGAAAUGGGCCAGCUCAGUUCUAUUAAUGGCUGUGGCGUAAGGUCUUGCGACAGUCUUUGGGAAAAAUAUACCAAUGAGGAGUUGAAAAAGCUUUAUUCCCAGUUGGAAAUCUACAAACGGAAGAAGAUGUUGGCUAACAACCCCCACCUGCAAAAGAAACGCAGCUCCAAAAAAGGCCUGGGACGCUCACUCAUGAGGCGCAUCACCGAGAUUCCAGAAACGAUGGGCCGCCAGCAUAGCCGCGAGGACAAGGAGCUGGGGGAACAUGGUAGUAACUGUAACAGCAUCUGUGUCCUUAGGAAGAAUCCUUUUGAGCCAUCACAUUCAACGAAAACUGCAAAGGAGGAGUCCUUGAAGAACAUGGCCUUCUCCCUGAAGAAGUCACACAGCAGUUACGAUCAUGUUCGAGACCAAAGUGAGGACUCAAGCAGCUCAGCAACUGAUAAGAUGGAAGUAUCCACCACAGAAGGAUCUCUUCUAGAAACAUUGAUGGGUAAGAAGCUGGUAAAGAAAAAGUCAUCGGAGAAGAUUGACGUUGCCAGCGAGUCAACCGAAUCGGUUCCUUUGGUGUGUAAAUCAGCCAGCGCUCACAAUCUGACAGCUGACAAGAAACCUCUUCACCCGAGGACAUCUAUGCUGCAGAAAUCACUCAGUGUCAUUGCCAGCGCCAAAGAGAGGACCCUGGGUCUAUCAGGAAAGACCCAGUCUAUAGAGGACCCCAACAAAAAUGUUCAACAUAAGAACAAAGAAACUAAAAGCCCUGUUGAAAAUGAAGAGGGCUAUAUGAAGAUGAUCAUAAGCCAGUCAGUAGAGUAUAAGCAGACAGCUGGAAAAGCUGGAAUAAUGAAACAUCAAGUUAGUGAAAGCCAACCGGCCAUCUGCUCUGAGACAGCGAAAGGGAAAGAUAUUUACAAUAUUUCUGAGGUGUGUCCUUGGGAAUUAGAGGAUUUACCCACUCCUUCAGAGAACAAGGUACAAAAGCAUGUGUCUAUUGCAGCAGAAGAGUCGACCACAAUUCACUCCAACAGCACCAAGGCAACCAAACAGCAGAAGCAGAAAGGCACGGACCAGUCACCUUCUUCGACCCGACGACCCAAUCAGAAGCCUAUCGACAGAGCAGAUGUCUGUUCUUGGGAGGAUGGUAGUAAAGAAAACCAAGGUCAAAUAGACUGGUCAAAACCAAAUUUCUCCAGCCAACAUGCUCAGUCUCAAAUACAACCAUCUACAGACAGAACCAAAUCUCAAAAAGCAGACAUAGUACCUUGGGAGUUUGACGAAUUGCCAAAAAAAUCUAUAGACUCAACCUGCUCGAUUGAUCAUGGCAGAACCAAAACCUCAACCGCAGAGACCAAAACCAAAUCAAGCACAGCUGCGAUGGACAUGAAAGGCAAGGGCACUAUCCUAACUGAGAGGAAAGUGAAAGACAUUCUCCCUGAGGCUUUCAAAUCUUCAGGAAGCUCUCUGCAGGCAUCUUCCAAGGCAGACAUCUGUCCAUGGGAUUAUGAAUCAACAAGCCCUACCACUGAAAAGAUUCCCAGUCCUUCUCAGGUUUCUAAAAUGAAAGAGACCACAGCUACAAAGAAGGGGGCAGCCCCUGUGAGAACAUUCCAGAAAGAAAAAGAGAAGAUGAAGGUUUUGGAUGAUGAGAAAGCCAGAACAAAGUCAAAAGACAAGCCUCCUUCAGUUAAUCCAACAGAGAGACCUCUCAGCCAAGCCAAAUUGUCUGAGAUUUGUCCUUGGGAUAUGGACAGUAGUCACAACAUGGGUGACAUGGAAAAACAGAAAAGUCCAAACUCGGCAAUAGGGAAAACCAAGCAAGCUGCUAUAAGUCCAUGGGAUUUUGAAGAUCCAACAACGACUAAAGAAGUUACCAGAAACACUGAUUCUUCUAUAGCGAAACAGAAAAGUCCCAGUUCGAAAGGAGAUCCAGGUGGUGCCAAAAUGGCAGAAGUAUGUCCAUGGGACUUUGAUGACCAAACGUCAACGAAAAAAGCAUGACAUUCGAUCAAUACGGACGACUAAAAACGUAGUUCUCAUCGUACUUGCAUUGUGUCAUCUUACAAAACCCUGGAAUAUGAACUAUAGAUAUCAUUAAUUACGGUGACUUCUGGGAAUAAAAUUAAGUCACACAAGCUGCCUUUCUUUACAAUUUUUUUUUCCUUAGUGCUUUUUGAAAAAAAAAGUGAAGAAACUAAAACUAAAAAAUAAAUGCAACAAAAUCAUCAAGCAUUCCAGAUUCUUACAAAGUACUCUUUAAUCACUAACAGUAGUAUGAGAAUUAUGCAACUCUUUAUGUGCAAUGUAGAUCAACCUGCCUUUCCUCAUCACAUAUAUCCUUAUUUAUUAAUCUGAAUUUUCUUAAUUCCAUAAUAGCUGCAUCUGUAGCAUGGUCUGUCUGACUAUGUCAAUCAUAUGGGAUUGUAAAAUUAAUUACACGUUCCGGCAAACUUCCAGAGCGCCUGGAAAAAAUCUAUGUAUUUUAACAAUACUCAGAAGGAGCAUGCAUGAAUUGUCUUAGGAUAAGCAUGAUCUUUGGUGUUUUAUGUCGAAGUUGGGUUGGAAACGAUGUUUAAGGAAAUUGCCAAAGACGGAAGUGACGUACAAAGGUAUCAUGUGAGUAAUACACAAGAGUACUCCAACGCAUAUCAAAUGCAAAUCUCUUUACAUUUCUGUUGUGAACCCAAUCCAUGUGGUUGCUUGUGGGAAAAUUAGCCUGUAGCACUUUAGUAACUAGUAUAUUCUCGGACAAAAAGAGGUGUGUACAUACAUACAGUCUGCAUUCAUGUUAAUCAAAUCGUUUGUGUUUAUUUAUCGUGUCAUCCUCGUGCCGGACAUGACGUUAUCUUUUGACACACGUCAUCCAUUAUCAUUUUAAUAUUCAUCUACCCUGAACACCCUUUCAAUGCUUCCAAAGUUGCUGGUAUGAACGUGCCUAUCUGAAGAGUCUUGUAUCCGUCCUACGUCAUAUUAAGGGAAAGCACAGCUUCUAUCUUGUCCCGUGUUUACGCACUUGUAUCCUAAGAGUCGAAUAAGAGACCCAUCUCAUGUCGGUGAAAUGCAGUCGCUUUAAGUGGAAUUUUAUUGGCACCCUUCAGGAAAAUGAAUAACGUACGUAUAUGUUAUGGAGUGAUCUUUAAAUCAUAAACAUACAGUAUAAAUUAAAGCCGUACAACUUGAUUCACAUUAACAAGUGACAGAAAACAAACUUUUAUAUUUUAAGCACAUGUACAACAGUUGAACUGGUGCCUACCUGUAAUACCUUCCUGUUUCCUGUUCCGUGCACAAUGACGUAAGGAAAGCGUUGUGAUAACCGUGGUUUCAUUUCAUGCUGUCAAACAACCUCUCAUUCAGAGAUUAUUGGGGUUUCUUGUGAAUAUAUAUCCACACAUACAUACAUACAUACAUGCAUACAUACAUAUAUACAUACAUACAUACAGUAGCUAGUACAGCACAGCUAGCUUGCAUUGCUAAUCUGCGAACGAAACUACGACAAAAGUGAGCUUUAAAAACUGUUUAUAGCUUUCUCAUCAGGAUGCUGGAUAGCAUAUGCCCCAAAGCAUAUGCUCCACUUAGUGGAAUUCAUGAUGUCAUGCCCAUCACUCAUCACUCUGGACCACCAGCAGCCCCAAAGCAUAAAUGGUCCAGCACCUCCUGACAAAGGUGGUGCACUCACUGCCCUUAUUGCCACUAUAAUCAGUCCCUCCAGGACUCUACAUCGGUUUUGUCAUCGUUGCAGACAAAAAUGCUUGAGGUUUUGCUUGUUUUUUGGGUAAAACUACUUGAAUUGGUAAAAUCACAAGCACAGGAUUCUUCUUUUAAAUUUGUCUACCAGUCAAGACACAUAUGUAAUGACAUUCUUUGUAAGAUGUACUCAUGUUUUAUAUACUUGAGCUUUGGAUGAACAAUGCGAUCAUGUCCGAUGGCACAUCUCACCCCAAAUCUGCAGAAAAUCUGCGUUAUUUUGAAUAAAUAUAUAUAAAGAGAGAGAGUUUAAAUCUUUAAAACAAUCUAUUUCCUGAUGGGUGCUGAUAAAUCCGAAGAUGACUGACAGCCCUGGCUUUUCUCCUUUAAAAUAUUUAAUUUGUUUAAUGCUUUAAAGCAUUUUUAACACAGUGUUUCUGAUAAUGUUCAAGACACGGCUGUAAUCGUAGCAGUGUCUCCAUCGCUUCCGUGUCCUAUAACGUGAAGAGUGAACGAUGUCCAAUUUUUGAUGCUACCAGAUCGGUGGACUUUAUAUAUCUGGCACAAACCAUUUGAAAGCUGGACGCCCAGAAUUAGAGACGCUCAGAGUGCUUUAUAUAAACGAUUCGGUCAGAUCUGAGUCAGGAAUCAGGUUUAUUGUUGUAUCUUGAUUUACUAAUAAGUUUGUACACCCUUAGAAAGUUGAGGGUUUUUUUUAUUGUUCAUCUAUGAACGUUAGAAUCAACCACUGUAUUGUACCUCAUCCUUCCAACCGUUUAAUGUUAAUCGUUACAAAUUUCCGAAUGACGUCACUUUACACUCUGCCAUCAAUGCAGUAGUUGAUGCACUGCAGCGAUGAACAUGAUGCUGAACUUCAUCACGCUUGUAGAACGUUAUUAAGGUUUAACCUUCCGAUUUCAAACGGACAAAUUUAUUAAUAAACUGAUGAAAUGUAUAUUUAAGCAAGCUGAUUGGAUUCUAAUAUAAACACAUUUGUUAUUAUGCUGUAAUUUUUGUCAGGAAUUCUGAAUGAAGUGGAUUGUUGUGGCUCAAUUAUUUAAGGCUCUGAGUUGUUGUGUGGUGGCUCAGGGUUCCAGCCCCAGCACUGCCAAGCUACCACUGUUGUGCCCUUUAGCAAGGCCCUUAAUGCUCUCUGCUCCAGGAGUGCUCUAUCAUGGCUGAUCUUGUGCUCUGACCCCAACCUCUAAAGUUGGGACAGGCAAAGAAAAUAUUUCUCUGUGCUGUAAUGUAAAUGGGACAAAAUAAAGGCUUCUGUAAUUAUGAAAUGGUUUAUUAAACAUAAUAGAAAUAAAACAAAUCAUAAUCAGAGGAUUGAAUCGAAAAUAACAAACAGGUAAAAAUUAAAUGAACAUGUAUAGUGUUGAUGAAAGUCUUUCCUUUGUGUCCGACUGAAUAUCAGUAUGAGAUAGGCACAGGCUCCCCGUGACCCGAGAAGUUCGGAUAAAGCGGUAGAAAAUGAGAGAGAGAGAGAGAGAGAGAGAGAGAGAGAGAGAGAGAGAGAUGAAUAUCAGUAAAGACAGUAGGUGUUAAUUCAUCACUAAGAUACUGUACAGGGAAGAGAGUCUGAAAUACAGUGUGCAGGUCUGCUAGUGUUCAAGUGAGUGAAACAGUGAGACGUACCGUAUCCUGAAGACAUUUAUCUCCUACAGCAUGUUCUUGUGUUUAUACAGUCGAACUCAGCUUUAUUUUCCAGCUAUGGCUAUGAUGUGAGCUAAAUGACAGAGAGAAAAUUGUCACUCCUGAUUGGUUCUUGUUCUGUAAUUCUCGGGUUUUACACGGUCUGAUACAAAAUUUGAUGAUGUCAAAUGUCAAAAAACUAACAAAAAAGAAGGUUACAAAAGAGCUAGUUGAAGCUAGUUAAAGUUAGUCACCCUACAAUCUAAACUCUCACCUCUUCAGGAACCUUAUAACCCCUUUAUUUUCUAAGAGUGUACCAACUGUAUAAGUACCAAAGAGUUUGAACUCGCUACAGACACUCCAUAAAAGUAAGAAACAAUCGAGAUGCCUUAGCUCUCGUAGGAGAUGAGCCCAUGUCUAUGUCAGAACGUUGAUGGCUGAUGAAAAUUUGAAAAAAAAAAAAAGCUAUACUUUUAAACCUGUUGUAUGAUGUUUUAAUGCAUUAAUCCAAAUUGUUCACUCAAGACUUUAACAAAGUGAAAAUUAAAAAAAAAUGAAAGAAUAAAAAAGCCUGCUCGUUGUGUCGCACACUCCUCGAGUGUGGCGUCCCAUGCUAUAAAAAACAACGUGUGGUUUAGAUGUUCUUAGCUAGACGGACGUGUGAAAUCUUGCCGUCUUUGUCACAUAGAGAAUGUUCCUGGGAAUGUUCGUUGUUUUGUGGUGCAUCUAUCUAGCGUUCCCGAGUCCGUCCAUCAGCUCUCCAGUGUGUCGUACGCCAUGAGCGCUCCUCCACUCGUCGUGACCUGCGAACCUAAAAACGACCUUACAGUAGUUUAAUUUCUGCCGAUUUAUUUUCCGAUAUUUGUGUCUGUUCGCUUUUCCCCCUGAUCCUUUAUAGAUGUGUGUGAAAGAGACUCACCAGGGAAACUCUACUAACUACUACCACUUAAUGCUGUAAUGUCUUAACUAUCGCUAUCGUGGCUUUUGCAUGAUCCGAUAAAAUUAGUAGGACUGAUGUUACACUGCCCUUGAUAGAACUUUAAAAUAAUAAUAAUAAAAAAAUAAUAAAUACAUUUUACUUUUGGUCUUUUAUGGACUGUUAACAAGUUGCAUAGUGAGUAAAACUGUAACUAACCCACUGUAAUUUGUGGUUGUUAUAAUAAAUGCUCUAUGACAAGCUACUAGCAUACACUUAAUGGAGAUUUGGUAGAUUUAUAUGGUGUUAUAUUGUGAUAGCAUGUACAUAAAAUACCUCCUCUG